AUGCCUCCUACCUCCAGCAACUCCCCUUACCUCCAGCAACUCCCCUACCUCCCGCAACUCCCCUUACCUCCAGCAACUCCCCCUACCUCCAGCAACUCCCCUACCUCCCGCUACCUCCACAACUCCCCUACCUCCCGCUACUCCCCUUACCUCCUCCUACCUCCAGCAACUCCCCUAAUGCCUCCUACCUCCAGCAACUCCCCUUACCUCCAACAACUCCCCUACCUCCCGCAACUCCCCUUACUUCCAGCAACUCCCCCUACCUCCAGCAACUCCCGCUACCUCCAGCAACUCCCGCUACCUCCCGCUACCUCCACAACUCCCCCUACCUCCCGCAACUCCCCUACCUCCCGCUACCUCCAGCAACUCCCCUACCUCCCGCUACUCCCCUUACCUCCUCCUACCACCAGCAACUCCCCCUACCUCCCGCAACUCCCCUACCUCCCGCAACUCCCCCUACCUCCCGCUACCUCCAGCAACUCCCCUUACCUCCAGCAACUCCCCUUACUGCCUCCUACCUCCAGCAACUCCCCUUACUGCCUCCUACCUCCAGCAACUCCCCCUACCUCCAGCAACUGCCCAUACCUCCAGCAACUCCCCUUACCUCCUCCUACCCCCAGCAACUCCCCUUACCUCCAGCAACCCCCCUACCUCCUCCUACCUCCACAACUCCCCUACCUCCCGCUACUCCCCUUACCUCCUCCUACCACCAGCAACUCCCCCUACCUCCCGCAACUCCCCUACCUCCCGCAACUCCCCCUACCUCCCGCUACCUCCAGCAACUCCCCUUACCUCCAGCAACUCCCCUUACUGCCUCCUACCUCCAGCAACUCCCCUUACUGCCUCCUACCUCCAGCAACUCCCCCUACCUCCAGCAACUGCCCAUACCUCCAGCAACUCCCCUUACCUCCUCCUACCCCCAGCAACUCCCCUUACCUCCACAACUCCCCUACCUCCCGCAACUCCCCUACCUCCAGCAACUUCCCUUACCUCCUCCUACCUCCAGCAACUCCCCUACCUCCCGCUACCUCCAGCAACUCCCCCACCUCCCGCUACCUCCCGCAACUCCCCUUACCUCCUCCUACCUCCAGCAACUCCCCUAACUCCCUACGUCCAACAACUCCCCUACCUGCAGCACCUCCCCUAACUCCCCCUACAUCAAGCAACUCCCCCUGCCUCCAGCAACUCCCCUUACUGCCUCCUACCUCCAGCAACUCCCCCUACCUCCAGCAACUCCCCUUACUGCCUCCUACCUCCAGCAACUCCCCUUACUGCCUCCUACCUCCAGCAACUGCCCAUACCUCCGGCAACUCCCCCUACCUCCGGCAACUCCCCCUACCUCCGGCAACUCCCCCUACCUCCGGCAACUCCCCCUACCUCCGGCAACUCCCCCUACCUCCCGCUACCUCCAGCAACUCCCCUACCUCUCGCAACUCCCCUAACCUCCUCCUACCUCCGGCAACUCCCCUACCUCCAGCAACUCCCCUAACUCUCCCUACCUCCGGCAACCCCCCUACCUCCCCCUACCUCCGGCAACUCCCCCUACCUCCGGCAACUCCCCCUACCUCCAACAACUCCCCCUACCUCCAACAACUCCCCCUACCUCCAACAACUCCCCCUACCUCCGGCAACCCCCCUACCUCCCCCUACCUCCGGCAACCCCCCUACCUCCCCCUACCUCCGGCAACUCCCCCUACCUCCCGCAACUCCCCUACCUCCAGCAACUUCCCUUACCUCCUCCUACCUCCAGCAACUCCCCUACCUCCCGCUACCUCCAGCAACUCCCCCACCUCCCGCUACCUCCCGCAACUCCCCUUACCUCCUCCUACCUCCAGCAACUCCCCUAACUCCCUACGUCCAACAACUCCCCUACCUGCAGCACCUCCCCUAACUCCCCCUACAUCAAGCAACUCCCCCUGCCUCCAGCAACUCCCCUUACUGCCUCCUACCUCCAGCAACUCCCCCUACCUCCAGCAACUCCCCUUACUGCCUCCUACCUCCAGCAACUCCCCUUACUGCCUCCUACCUCCAGCAACUGCCCAUACCUCCGGCAACUCCCCCUACCUCCGGCAACUCCCCCUACCUCCGGCAACUCCCCCUACCUCCGGCAACUCCCCCUACCUCCGGCAACUCCCCCUACCUCCCGCUACCUCCAGCAACUCCCCUACCUCCCGCAACUCCCCUAACCUCCUCCUACCUCCGGCAACUCCCCUACCUCCAGCAACUCCCCUAACUCUCCCUACCUCCGGCAACCCCCCUACCUCCCCCUACCUCCGGCAACUCCCCCUACCUCCGGCAACUCCCCCUACCUCCAACAACUCCCCCUACCUCCAACAACUCCCCCUACCUCCAACAACUCCCCCUACCUCCGGCAACCCCCCUACCUCCCCCUACCUCCGGCAACCCCCCUACCUCCCCCUACCUCCGGCAACUCCCCCUACCUCCGCAACUCCCCUAACUCUCCCUACCUCCGGCAACCCCCCUACCUCCCCCUACCUCCGGCAACUCCCCCUACCUCCGGCAACUCCCCCUACCUCCAACAACUCCCCCUACCUCCAACAACUCCCCCUACCUCCAACAACUCCCCCUACCUCCGGCAACCCCCCUACCUCCCCCUACCUCCGGCAACCCCCCUACCUCCCCCUACCUCCGGCAACUCCCCCUACCUCCGGCAACUCCCCCUACCUCCGCAACUCCCCUAACUCUCCCUACCUCCAGCACCUCCCCCUACCUGCAGCACCUCCCCUAACUCCUCCUACAUCCAGCAACUCCCCUUACUCCCCCUACCUCCAGCAACUCCCCUUACCUCCUCCUACCUCCAGCAACUCCCCUUACCUCCAGCAACUCCCCCUACCUUCAGCAACUACCCCUAGCUCCAGCAACUACCCCUAG
Molecule: messenger RNA, 2892 nt
Organism: Ictalurus punctatus (channel catfish)
Lineage: Eukaryota; Metazoa; Chordata; Actinopteri; Siluriformes; Ictaluridae
Exons: 7
Coding region: 1-2892 (963 amino acids)
Source: RefSeq, a predicted model, not a curated record